CACGAAAGCAAGCCGACUCGGACAUCAGCGAAGCCGGCUUGGCACGCUCGCAUCACGCUUGCCUUUCCGAUUCGGUAACAACUUGAGCUGCUUGCAGCCUUCGAAGUAAAGCCAAACUCCGUCGAACUGCAUCUGCGAAUACCGUAUCUGUGUUCAAAGCGUGUUGUCGAGACAGAAAGUGCCUGACAGGAACAGGAACAUCCGUACAUGCUUACCACCCUAUAUAACUCGCUUGGAGGACGUUUUCACCCAACCCCUCCCAACCUCUGCCCAACAGCGAGGUAUCCCCCGGGACGUUUGUGGUUGUGCCGACUGGAUCAUCGGCUUUGACACAUUAGAGUACUCAAUCCCUCUCAACAUUCCAAGAAUGCUCUCUGCUAUGUUGUCGUGGACCCAUCUCUCUGUCCUACUUCUUGGUUCCCUUACCUUCGCACAAGCGCACUCCAGCGAGGGAAAGUCUGACUGUUCUAGCACGCUUAGACUCGCUGCAGGUGUAGCGAAAUCUGUACAGUCGUACUACGCCCAGGGAAACUACACCGCAGUUCUCUGGACUGAUGCUAAUACUGUGGAGGACAUACAUGAUUAUAUGUUCGCGACGGGCGACAACUCUUACGCUUAUGUUGGCGACUCGUCCUUCGUUGGACAGGCGGCCUUGAAUACGAGCAGGAAGUUAUGGGAUGAAGUCCUUGGUGGAUCGACAGACGAUGCUCAGUGGGUCAUUAUGACACUUUGGAAGAUCGCAGACUAUCACAAGGCGCAUCACUUGUCCUAUGAGCCUUUCUUGAGUGCCGCUUCGGUCAUCUACGACGCGGUAUCGACUCAAUGGGACGACACAUGUGGUGGCGGUCUCUGGUGGGAUACUACGCACGGCUACAAGAACGCUAUUACCAAUCACCUCUACGUGAGGACCUCGGCUCAAGGGUACCUCAGGACUGGCAACGAUACCUACCUCGAAAACGCGCUAAAGGUCUGGACAUGGCUUGAAGCGUCGGGCAUGCGCAACGAAGAGGGCUUGUGGAAUGAUGGUCUUGAUUUCGACACUUGUCUAAACAACAAUGGGACUACGUGGAUAUACAACCAAGCCGUUGUCGCAUCUGGUUUAGGUGCUCUGUACAAGAGUACCGGAAACCGUACGCUGCUCAACGAGGCCGAGAUUUCCCUCGAUGCGACGGUCAAAUACCUCACAACCAACGGAGUCUUGAGAGAAACAUGCGAUGAUGCUACGAAUACGACGUGUAACACGGAUCAGCACAUGUUCAAGGGCCUUUACAUGAAGCACAUUCAGGCCUACCUUACCUAUGCUAGCGACUCGGCCCGUAUUGCUAAGUAUAAACCGUUCAUCACCGCCCAGGCUUCAGCUAUCGUCCAUAACGCUUUAAACUCCACGGAUGGAGUCAGCAGCUUGUGGUAUUCUCCAGAUGAAGGAGGUGCUGUGUACUCUGGUAUGAGUGAUACUGCUGGGUUGGCUGCUCUUCUGUCUGCUGCUGAGUUCGGCAAAUGCGAACAUUUCUGAGCUCUCUAUAGCUUGAUAAUGUUAUACCCUAUUAUUUUCUUAGUUAUGGUUCGGCUCAGAAUAACCAAGAUCCCUCAUAAUGCG
This is a messenger RNA of Stereum hirsutum FP-91666 SS1, 1597 nucleotides long. Its product is annotated as Six-hairpin glycosidase. The transcript is spliced from 13 exons. NCBI's taxonomy places the organism in Eukaryota, Fungi, Basidiomycota, Agaricomycetes, Russulales, Stereaceae. Gene Ontology annotation, biological process: carbohydrate metabolic process. The record is from RefSeq and is a predicted model, not a curated record. Bases 368 to 1513 code for a protein of 381 amino acids.